GUGAGUACAAGCUCAGCGAGGAUGCUAAUCCGGACAGAGCGAUGCUUAUUGGUUUCGAGCUGCUGUUGGCCAGGGUGGAAUGCUACCACUUCCUGGAACUCCAGGAGGAUCAGCUAGGACCACAGAGGUGGCUGGAGGUUCUUCAGAGACGAGUUCCAACCUAUAAAAGUGCCUGAAUGCAGGGAAAACCAGACAGCAACCAGCACAAACAGAAGAUGAGGAGGAAAGAAGACGAACGAGUUGGAUAAAAAAGAGAGGCGGCAUUCCUGUCAUAGUGAUGCAGGCUGCAGCUGGACAGCGGCAUCAAGGAUGAGUGGAUGAUCCAUAAUGGUGAAGGGAGAGGUACUGUACUUUGACACCAGGCUUGUAGUGGACCCCCCGUCUAAGUCUCAACAUUACCACCUCUGCAGUGUAGACCAGUCUAUUAUGGAGAUGCAGAGGACCUACCCUGACCUGGCCAUCAGGGGCCGCCCCCUGCUUCCAGACAAGCCUCACAAGGCACACAGCAGCACGAGUAACAGUAAAGUUGUUUGCACCACUGACCUCCCUAAGAGAGACUGCCUUAAAAAUCCCAAAGCUGCUGCGGCAGCAACCACCCUCAGCAGGAAUGAUGACAGCAAGACUAAAGAAACCUAUGAUAACAUCAGGAGCAGCAGACAUUGUGAGGACAGCAACAGUGGAGACAGUGUUAGCUGCAGCUUUAACAGCUCUGAUAGAAGCAGAGCUGAGGAUGGGCUCAGUGGCCCUCAGGCCAUUUCCCUGCACCUCACACUCAGAGCUGGAUCCAAAGAGCAGAAGCCUGGAGAGCCUCAGCCCACAGAGGAGCCUUUGGCCCGGGCACAGCAGAACACUGAGCCCAGAAACGAGAGUCAGCUCGAGUCCGAGUUUUCCACCCAGAGCUCCGUGGAUGAGGAGCAGGAGCUGAGAGAGCUGGCAGAGAGGAUGGGACAACUCUGCGUAGAGGAAACAAACAUGAGGCAACAGGAAAGAAGGAGACGACACAAACAAAGACAGGAGGAAAAAAGCACGAAAAUCAAGUGCAGAGAGAGAGAGAAAGAAGAAAAACCUCAGGAAGCAAGUGCUGGAAAAAGGUCCACAACUCGGGUCAUGGUGAUGGUGCGAGCACCCAGACCGCCACAGUGUGAUCCAGCAGGGGUGAGCGAGCAGCAGCCCAAGCCUGCGGCAGCCGUACGCUGCUGACAGACUGCCAGGAAUGUCAGGAUUGCCGGGAAUGUCAGGACUGCCGAGAAUAUCAGGAUUGCCGGGAAUGUCAGGAUUGCCGGGAAUGUCAGGACUGUCAGACAGAUGGCAGCAGUCAGCAGGAAGCAGAAGCUGCUGGAUGUGAGGAUGCUGGUCCAGCAGAGGACGAGCAUAGCUUUGUUAUAGUUGGACAAUGUAGAUGUUGAUAUUUUCAGGCUCACCUUUAAACAUCCUGCUUUUCCAGCUGCAUAAAGUAACAACAGGACACACAGUGAUGGGAAUCCUGCUGCUUCCCAGUACUUUAGAAACACUGCAGAUAGAUUUUUAAUUAGCCAAAUGACUGUUUUUGUUUUUUUUAUUGCAGCUAAUUUUGGCUGUCGAUUUGCCACCAGGACCUGAAUCUGAGGCCUUUUCUUGGCACCAGAUGUCCUUUUAACUGUUACACUGUGCCUUUUAUAUAUGAAUAUGAAUUUUCUCCCUCAGCUUAGAAACAGGAAUGUGUUCAGUGUCCAUUUGCUUAGACUUUCUGUAUUAAAUCAGUUAUAAUGCAGCAGACUCCAUUGUGAUGAUGUUUUAUUCACAUGCUGGAAGAAUCUGAAUCAUUAUAAAACUAACUUAUUUGCCACAAGGGGGCACCACAGUAGGAUGCCCUUCCUGGGGGAUUUGUGUCUUCAGCGGAAUUGAACCAGUAACCUUUUGCUUGGUAAGUGAGUAUGUUAACCACUGCAUCAUUGAAGACACUCUCAAAAUCAGAAUAGUUAUGAAAGUUAUUUUUGUGUGAACAUGUUCAUGUUCUCCUUACAAAGCUGUUGGGAUGAAUCCAGAUGUUUGUAACUCUUCAGUUCCAGUUGAGCAGGAGCGCUCCGAAGCCGAAAAUAAGGCUGAGAUGGAAGCUGAGCUACUUGGUGGAUCAUCCCAGUGUGCUCUCAUAAAGGAGGGACUCCAUAAUGUGAAUGCUCCUCAUGAGCAGCACGGUUCAGUUCAGAUACUGACUGGGGUCUGGGUCAUGGCUAUACACUUUUGGUAUGCUAUUAAACUGCCAUAUAAUGUCACCCAUGCUAAGCUUAUCAAUAAA
Molecule: messenger RNA, 2275 nt
Organism: Archocentrus centrarchus (flier cichlid)
Lineage: Eukaryota; Metazoa; Chordata; Actinopteri; Cichliformes; Cichlidae
Exons: 5
Coding region: 328-1200 (290 amino acids)
Source: RefSeq, a predicted model, not a curated record